Molecule: messenger RNA, 796 nt
Organism: Pistacia vera
Lineage: Eukaryota; Viridiplantae; Streptophyta; Magnoliopsida; Sapindales; Anacardiaceae
Product: protein DMP10-like
Exons: 1
Coding region: 71-796 (241 amino acids)
Biological process (GO): endomembrane system organization
Source: RefSeq, a predicted model, not a curated record
CAUUGCCUACCAUACAAAGUUUGUCAUUCAACUAGUUUCCCAACUCUACUGUCUCUUUAUUGUUGCUAAUAUGCCAAAAUCUGAGUCCAAGCCUCUAGCCACAGCGGCCAACCUUGCCAACCUUUUGCCUACAGGCACAGUCCUUGCAUUCCAAGCUCUUGCACCUUCAUUUUCUAACAAUGGCUCCUGCCUGCCGGCAAACCGGUACCUCACCUUAAGUAUCAUUGUAGCUUGCGCAUUUGUGUGUUUCUUCUCCUCCUUAACCGAUAGCUUCAUCGACGACAAUGGAAAGCUCUCCUAUGGCAUUGCUACAUUCAAAGGCUUCUACAUCUUCAACAAAGAUGACCGCGACGAAAACGACGUCGAAAAGGCAGAUGCCGCUGGCAAAGAAUGCCACAAACAUGAAGAUGCCGCUGGCAAAGAAUGCAACAAAAAUGAAGAUACCGCUGACAAAGAAUGCAACAAAAAUGAAUAUAAGCCGAGUAAUUAUAAAAUCCAUCCGAAAGACUUUGUGCAUGCCUUUGCAUCACUGCUGGUGUUCCUGGUAUUUGCAACUAGUAGCACUGAUGUGCAGAGGUGUUUCUUUCCUCAUGCUGGGGCUAAUGGAAACACACUGAUGAUGAAUUUGCCUCUAGCAGUUGGGGCUUUUGCAAGCUUUCUGUUCACGAUUUUUCCCACAAAACGUAGAGGGAUUGGUUAUGCAGACAAGCAAGCCUAUAAAUCCCCAAAAUGCGGUUAUGCAGACAAGCAAGCCCAUAAAUGCCCAAAAUGCAAAUCUUGUCUACAUGACGGCUAA